CCCAGAACUAGGGUUUUGGCAUCAGUUAAAAGGGAGAAAGAAGCAGGUUAUGAAGUUCAGCUGCGAAAUCCUUGUGCACCGUAAGGGUUGUGAAGCAGGCAGAGAAGAGCCAUGGUGCACGUUUCCUUCUACCGAAACUAUGGGAAAACCUUCAAGAAGCCUCGUCGUCCGUACGAGAAGGAGCGUUUGGACGCCGAGUUGAAGCUGGUCGGUGAGUACGGACUUCGCUGCAAGAGGGAGUUGUGGAGGGUUCAGUACGCUCUCAGCCGCAUCCGUAACAACGCCAGAAAUCUUUUGACCCUCGACGAGAAGAACCCGCGCCGUAUCUUCGAGGGAGAAGCCCUUCUCCGAAGAAUGUUCCGUUACGGACUUCUCGAUGAGACUCAGAACAAGCUUGAUUACGUGUUGGCUCUCACCGUCGAGAACUUUCUCGAACGCCGCCUCCAAACCCUCGUUUUCAAGUCUGGCAUGGCCAAGUCCAUCCACCACGCCAGAGUCCUCAUCAGGCAGAGGCACAUCAGGGUUGGGAGACAGGUGGUGAACAUCCCAUCAUUCAUGGUUAGGGUUGAUUCGCAGAAGCACAUUGACUUCUCACUGACCAGUCCACUUGGUGGUGGUCGUCCAGGACGUGUGAAGAGAAAGAACCAAAGGGCUGCUGCUAAGAAGGCUGCUGGUGGAGAUGGAGAUGAGGAGGACGAAGAUUAAAUUAUUAAUGGCUACUGAUAUUUAGGCCUUGCGGUUGUUAUUUUUUUUAUAUUAUCUGUGUUGGUAGACAUUUUAGAUUUUUGAAAUGGUCUGACUUGUUAUAAUUUUGCCAUCCUUGUUUCUUGUUUUGAGGUAAAGCUGUGCCUGAGAUAUCAUGGUUUUGAACUGUUCUUUCUAAACUAUUCAAGUUUUGUUCCAAUGCCUGUGGUGAUCAAUGGUAUUCUUGCAACUUGAUUCAACUGCUAAUAUAUUGGUGGUUUUAGGCU
Messenger RNA from Glycine soja, 971 nucleotides. Its product is annotated as 40S ribosomal protein S9-2. Gene Ontology annotation, cellular component: cytosolic small ribosomal subunit. Gene Ontology annotation, biological process: translation; positive regulation of translational fidelity. Gene Ontology annotation, molecular function: structural constituent of ribosome; rRNA binding. Bases 112 to 705 code for a protein of 197 amino acids. The transcript has 3 exons. The record is from RefSeq and is a predicted model, not a curated record. Lineage: Eukaryota; Viridiplantae; Streptophyta; Magnoliopsida; Fabales; Fabaceae.